AUGUAUCUCGCGUACAAGCAUGUGAAGAAAAAGCGGCAAGCUGCCGCUGCUGAAGCAGCUGCAACAGCAACUGCAAUAGGACAAGCACCAACACCAGGAGCACCACCACGAGAACAUGGUGCUUUGCUGGAGAACACUCACCCGAGUGCGGCGGCCAAGGAAACUCCCGAGGAGCGCGCCGAAAAGAAACGCCGGCGUUCAUACCGAUGGAAGAUCAUCCUGGGUCUCUUCCUACCCUUCACGUUGCAAGCCCUCGAUACCACUAUCAUUGCGUCGGCGGUGGUAUUUAUUGCUAAUGACUUCAACCAACUCGCCCAACUCAACUGGAUCAUCACCGCCUUCAACCUGACCUCCGCCGCCUUCCUGCCCAUGUGCGCCCAGCUCGCCGACGUCCUCGGCCGGCACACCACGCUGCAAUUCGGUCUCGUCACCGUCACCAUCGGUUCAGCUCUCUGCACGGCCGCGCCCAACACCGCGUUCCCUAUGCUCCUCCUCGGUCGCGCCCUACAAGGUGUCGGUGCGGCCGGGAUCAACAUCUGCGUCCGCACGAUCCUGGCGGACCGGGUGUCGCUUGGGGAGUUUGCGAAGAACUGGACUGUCUUUGCGGCUGUGUCGGGUAUUAGUUAUGGUGUGGGGCCGGUGGCCGGUGGGUACCUGACGCAGACGAGUUGGAGGUGGUGUUUUGGGAUUAAUUUGCCCGUGGCGGUGGCUGGGAUUGUGUUGGUUUGGGUGUUGUUGCGGAAGGAGUUGAUCGGGCCGGCGCCGAUUGAGAGGGUGUUGACGGGAUUUGGUCCGGAAGGCGGGCCGGGUAUUGCCAAGCCUGAGUCGAGACUGGACAGAUUGGGGGCGAGACUGGCAACGCUGGAUUAUGGUGGACAGUUGUUGUUCCUGUGGGGGUUUGGGUUGUUGGUGCUAGGCUUCACAUGGGCCGGGAGCACCUAUGCGUGGAACUCGGUGCCCGUGUUGGUGACGUUGAUCGUGGGAGGAGUGUUAGCGGUGGCGUGGGUGGUAUAUGAGCGGUCGAUGGCCCCGGGGAGAUUCAUGUCGAGGGUGUUCCCGAACCAGAAGGCCAUGAUGCCAUGGGGUCUGUUGACAGAGAAGGAUGUCGGGCUGUUGCUGUUUAUCAACUUUGCUAACGGCGCUGGCAUGUUUGCCAUCAUGUACUUCAUGGACUUGUACUUCACACUUGUCCAGGGGCAUACCGCCAGCCAGGCUGGUUUGUCGCUUCUGUACUUUUUACCCGGCAUGGGUGUCGGUGUCUACACCACCAUGCUCUUCGUCAACACCUUCCCUCGCCAAACCCUGCCCAUCCUCGUCCUCGGCACCACAUGCUCCGCCGUAGGCAUCAGCAUGAUCGCCUACGCCGUCCACACCGACUACCUCAACUUGGUGUACGGCAUGAUGGCCCUGACCGGCUUCGGCAUCGGCGUCAACACCAACCCCAGCACUCUCCACGGCCUUGCCUACUUCCCCGGCAGCACGGCCCCCAUCACCUGCCUAGCCUCCUUUGCCUACCCUUUCGGAGGCACCAUCACAUUGACCAUCAUGUCGACCGUGUUCAACAACCGCAGCGGCGCCAUGCACGAGGAUCCCAAGUCGGGUAUCUUCUGGGCGUACAUCUCGGUCGUCCCCAUCAUGUGGACGGCUGUGCUGAUCACGGCUUUCUUGGGUAAUGUGUGGAUUGGGAAGGAUGGGAAUCAUGAGGUCAUGCACGGGUCGUACUUUUUCCACUUGGUGACCGGUCGCAAGCCUCAGAAGAUCACGAUGAGGAGGAUGGAAGUUGAGGCCCCGGAGGGGGGGAGUGAGUACAUUGCGCUGAAAAACGCCCAAGAGGGUUCUCCGUUUGAGGCACGGAGAGAUUUGGAAUACGGGCGUCCGGUAUAA
Messenger RNA from Dichotomopilus funicola, 1884 nucleotides. RefSeq names its product major facilitator superfamily domain-containing protein. Gene Ontology annotation, biological process: transmembrane transport. NCBI's taxonomy places the organism in Eukaryota, Fungi, Ascomycota, Sordariomycetes, Sordariales, Chaetomiaceae. Bases 1 to 1884 code for a protein of 627 amino acids. The transcript has 3 exons. Gene Ontology annotation, cellular component: plasma membrane. The record is from RefSeq and is a predicted model, not a curated record. Gene Ontology annotation, molecular function: transmembrane transporter activity.